GAGUAAUGGCCAGCCAGGAUCUGUGUGAACACCAAGCCAAAAAUGCAACUUUGCGCCUCAGUUGUUAGUUAAUUUAUGUUAUUUUGGGGACUGAAUGGUCGUCGGGGAAAGUCCGUAGCCUACUUAUUCUUUGCAUUCAAUUGAAGAGCAUUGAAGAGAAUUUCGCCCGGGAAUGUGAUAACACCUGUGUUUGGAGUUAAUGUUUUAAAAUAAUCUUCUCUUGAAUUUGGGUAAAGUAGUCAAUUGGAAAGCGAUAGAACUGAGCGUAAGUGGUCGUCAGUGGCAGAAUUAACGCUCUUGUGGCCCGUUAAGUUUUCAUCAUGGGAACAUAUGUCUGGUUUCCAGCGUUCUACGCGUUUAUCGUCUGUGGAUAUUUAGCGUUUUUCUCUGGGGUACUUUUCCCACAAGCAGAAGCGGGGUGCAGGGAGAGAGAAAGCCCACAUUGCUGUACCGGGAGAAAUAACGAAUGUUUUGAGUACACGAAGCGUAAAACUGUGUGCUACUGCGAUUCGUACUGUCAGAAAACAGGGGACUGCUGCGAGGACUAUCGGCAUGUUUGUCAAAUAUCUGCCGUUGCCUGCGUGGUGGGGCCAUGGGGUCCAUGGUCAUCCUGCACCUCACCCUGUGGUGUGGGGAGCACUGAGAGGAGUCGCCUUGUAACUGUUCCUCCCAGAAAUGGAGGCACACCCUGUCUGGACCUCAAGCAACGCCGGGGAUGCUUUGGAAACAACGACAUUUGUAGCUCUGCUAAAGAGGUGGCCAAAAUCCUGCCUGACUCUUUCAAGAGGAACUUUAAGGAUCCCUGGAGACGACCACACAUGCUGAUGAAGAAUGAGAAGCUCAGUUAUUGUGUGUAUAUGCGUGUGAAGCAGGCCAGUGCAGCGUGCAGUCUUAACUUAUGGAGUGCGCAGCUGGUCAGAGAGAGACUGGUCUGCUCAGAGUGCCAGAGUGAAGCCAUGGCAACAACAGAUGGUUGCGGUGGAGAUGGACUACAGAGCACCAGAACAUUCUGGACAGCAGCUUCUGUCCCAGGUUGUCAUGGCUCCUGGGUGAGGGAAUCUUCUUCCAGAAAUUGCAGUUGUCCCGCCUACUCAGUCCUAUUUGUGUAACCCACCACCCUCCAGACUUCCCCCUAUGGGGACACGGAACAUGGGGACAUCCCAACAGCUCCAAUUCAGCCGAUGGAAAACCUGCCGGUCAACAUGGACCCCUCUAAAUCAAGUUAUAGGAGAGGGAAUUUAAGGAGAUCAGCAGUGUUCUGCCACUUUUCUCUUACACUUCAUUUACUGUAUACACUCUUUAUAAAAAGCACACAGAGACACACACUUAUGUACCUAUACACAAUACUGUAAUACUAAUACAGCCACAAUAAUUAUGAUUUUCUUCUCCUUCAAAGCACAAUAUAUACUAUGCCUUUUUACCUCUGAAAACUUUGCUAUCUACCUCCA
Esox lucius (northern pike) is the source of this 1448-nucleotide messenger RNA. Its product is annotated as somatomedin-B and thrombospondin type-1 domain-containing protein. NCBI's taxonomy places the organism in Eukaryota, Metazoa, Chordata, Actinopteri, Esociformes, Esocidae. The coding region runs from base 321 to 1109 and encodes 262 amino acids. The transcript is spliced from 5 exons. The record is from RefSeq and is a predicted model, not a curated record.